This is a messenger RNA of Solea solea (common sole), 2389 nucleotides long. RefSeq names its product tumor necrosis factor receptor superfamily, member 19 (gene tnfrsf19). The coding region runs from base 221 to 1426 and encodes 401 amino acids. Gene Ontology annotation, biological process: positive regulation of canonical NF-kappaB signal transduction; positive regulation of JNK cascade. The record is from RefSeq and is a predicted model, not a curated record. Gene Ontology annotation, molecular function: protein binding; signaling receptor activity. The transcript has 9 exons. Gene Ontology annotation, cellular component: plasma membrane. NCBI's taxonomy places the organism in Eukaryota, Metazoa, Chordata, Actinopteri, Pleuronectiformes, Soleidae.
GCUGCUGUGUUUGUGCUGCAGUGAGUGUGUGAGUGAGUCGCCGGUCUGGUCUGAGGCACCAGCAACGCUGACAUGGUGAACGGGAAACACACCAGCUCCAGCUCCAGUACCAGGUCCAGGUCCGGGUCCUCACCUCUCACCGCUGUGCUUUGAACUCUCCAGAACCCACAUUUUGAGCAACUUGGUUCCAUUUUGAUCAGCUGCAAAGAUCAGGAUCAAAAUGGUGUGGAUGCACCAACACACCUUCUCCCUUUUAUUAACUGUGCACAUCAUUUAUUUAACUCUGAUUCCUGUGAGCGCCGAGGAGGAGACCAGAGAAUGCAGAGAGCAGGAGUACAAGGACCGUUUUGGGAACUGUAAACCCUGCAAGCAGUGUGAUGCAGGACAGGAGCUUUCAAAGGAAUGUGGCUUUGGUUAUGGAGAGGAUGCCCGGUGUGUGCCCUGCCGGAGCAGUCGCUUCAAAGAGGACCGGAGCCUGCAGAAGUGCAAGCCCUGCUUGGACUGUGCUCUCAUCAACCGCUUCCAGAAGGGCAACUGCUCCACCACCAGCAAUGCUGUGUGUGGCGACUGUCUGCCGGGAUAUUACAGAAAGACCAAAUUAAGUGGUUUCCAAGACAUGGAGUGUAUACCCUGUGGGGACCCUCCGCCUCCUUAUGAGCCUCACUGCAGCGGACGUGUGAACCUGGUGCCGCUACCCGUGGUGGUGACCAGCCCACGGGACAUGGCCCUGGCUGCGGUCAUCUGCAGCGCUCUGGCCACUGUGCUGCUGGCCCUGCUGGUGCUGUGUGUCAUCUACUGCAAGAGACAGCUGCUGGAGAAGAAGCCCAGUGCAGCGUCUCUGAGGUCCCAGGACUGUCCGUACAGUGGGGCAGAGCUGUCCUGCCUGGACCCUCGCUGGUUACACGACUUUCCCCAGAGACCCUGCUGCCAGUGUCACCUUGGCCCCGGACACACAAAUGGUCCGGUCCACCUGAUCCCAUCACUGUGCUGUGAUGAGAGGUGCAGUCUAAACCGUUGCCAGGACAACAGUCCCUUCCAUUCCCACAUGAGUCUCAGUGACGGAAACCUGGAUGAGGAAGACACCCAGGUGCAGCAUGGAGGACAAUUGGAGUUUGACAGCAUAGCAGUUGGUGGGACAACAGCGAGCUCAGAGCCUGCAGAGUGCUUGGCAAUGCCUCAGUGUGACACAGGAUCUACAGGGAGACCUGAGGUGGAGGAGGACUGUGAGGGAGGCGAGGAAGAGGACAGGUGCAGGUCAGAGGAGAACUCACCUGAGAGGACCAGACAGAGCUUCAGUGAAGCUAUGACAGAUGCACUUCUUCAGAAACAACAGCACCCAUCAACUCAGUUAGGUGAGUCUCUAAGUCCCGAAGUCAUGUCCCAAGCUGUAAAUCAGUUGAACUCAAACGUUUACCUUGACGCAUGAAGACACUCCCAUGGCAUUUCAGAUUAGCUGCCACAAAGAAAAACUGCUUAAUGAUCCUCGAUGUUCUCUAACAUCAAUUACGAAAUCACAUGAUCUCUCCCACGCAGUUUAACUCAUUCCUAUAGGGACAUUGAGGGACUGUAAAAUAAAACCCAUCUUCUCAAACUACUGCAUACUGUUUUUCCUGCAAAAGACACCCAAGUUGUCAUCUUGGAUGUCCUUUUUAUGGACUGGGACAUUGCUGUGUGAGUGUCUGUCCAUGACGAGCAGCUGCUAAAAGAAACAGGAGAUAGCACAAGUUCUUUGAUGUGGACAACACUAUCCUGUUAUAAGUCGGCUGCUGCUCAGCUCUGGGCAGAUACAUUACUAAUCACAGCGUGUGUGGGUUCCUCUUCCUGCUCUUUCCAGGAUGACAUGGACGUCUUUGGCUCCUGUUCCACCCUUGAACCAGCCUGGACUUAACAACAGCCGCAUCCAGAUCCUGUUUCAGAUAUCACACGCACGCACACACAUACACACACACACAGAAUGUGAACUCACAUGCCCCAGAAGGUGAAACUGAAUGAAGUUGAAACAUCGAGGAGUAUUGACUAACAAAAAAAAAAAAAAAAAAAGAGCCUUGGCUCCGUCUUGAAAGCGUCUGAAAUCUUCACAUGUAGGAGGACAAACUGUAACCACUGAUCAGCUGAUCGACAGCUGGUUUUAUGAAGCUUUUGUAUGUAACAGUUGUGAAAUUUGAGGUGUGAAGAAAAGUGAUUAUGUUGCACAUUGAAGACAAUCUUAAUAACACAGAGCAAGUUACGAUGAGGAAUGUUAAAUAUGUUGUAGAUACUGUACAAUAGUAAAUAGGUCAAUAUUUUUGUAACAUAGACUUGACUGACGAUAUGUUUGCUUUCAUUUCCCAGAUAUAGUGUUGAUGUUCGUAAACAUGUUUUUGUAAAUAAACUUGAACUUGUUUACAUA